AUGUAAGAAAUAGAAAUAUAACAAUAAAUUAAAGCUGAAAGACUUAAUGACACAUUUUAGAGUGCUAAAAGUUUAAUAUGCAGAAGAGCAGUAGAUAUUGUAUUUUAGAAUAUUGAAUAUUAAGUAGUUGAUUCGAAAGAAAGUAAGAUUUAAUAAAAAGAAACGAAAUAUUUUUGUGUAAUUAUGAUGAAUUUAUCCAUAAAAAGUUAAUGCUAUAUUGAGAGCAAGUGGUGCUAGUAAAACAUCAUUGCUGAAUAUUCUUGCUGCUCUUGUUUAAAGUUCUUAAAGUUAUUAAAUGGAGUACAAUCUGAAACAUUUUCAAAUUUUACAGCAUUUGUUAUGCUAUAUGAUGUUCUUUUAGAAACUUCAGCUCCAAGAGAAGUUUGGCAAUUUUUGCAGAUUUAAAUUAUAGAGAUCCAGAUUUGA
Messenger RNA from Paramecium sonneborni, 426 nucleotides. The record is from the annotation of a GenBank genome assembly. NCBI's taxonomy places the organism in Eukaryota, Ciliophora, Oligohymenophorea, Peniculida, Parameciidae.